AUGCAUUUUUCCACGUCCGCUGCCUUAUUAGGCUUGGCUUUGCCUACGGCACUGGCUCUUUGUCCUUAUGCUGAACAGAUGAAGGUUGACAAGCGAAAUACGCUACCUCCUCACCCAGUCUCACCGCGCGGUUUACCCACCUCGGAUAAGAAGGGCAUCUUUUACAUGAACCGUAUCGCUCCUGGUACUUCUGAGCUCUAUGUUGCCAAUGUGGACGGUACCAAUGAACGACCUUUACUCUCUGACUCUAUCUACGAAUACCAUGCAUCCUUCUCCCCCGAUGGAGAAUGGAUCACCUUCACCGCAGAGCGCAACGGCGACGGCAACUCUGAUAUCUACCGUGUCCGAACUAACGGAUCUGAUAUGGAGGAGCUAGUGGCGACAUCCUCUGUGGAAGAUGGAGCUGUCAUGUCCCCCAAUGGCAAGCAAGUCGCCUAUGUAUCCACUGCCAAUGGGUACAAGGCCAACAUCUGGGUCUUGGAUUUGGAGAGCGGCAAGAAAUGGAACCUGACCGACACUGCUUCGACUGCCGCCAAUGCUUCUCUACCUGACGGAUACUUCCGUCCCUCGUGGUCCCCAGACGGCCAAUGGAUUGCCUUCUCAUCGGACCGCAACUCUGGAUGGUACGGACAUGGAGAUCCAACGUUCCUGGGUGUGACAGGAUGGGAACAUACACAAGAGCUCUCCAUUUACGCCAUUCGACCCAAUGGAUCUGAUUUCCGUCGCGUUGUCUCAAAGUCAGGCUACUCUCUCGGUUCACCGAAGUGGUCUCCCAGCGGCAAACGUAUCCUCUUCUAUGAGAUGACCCGUGAAAACACCUGGAACUCUCACCGUCCCGAGUCCAUCGACUCUGCCAACUCCACCCUAGUCUCCGUAGACUUUGCUACAGGCGCUGGUCGUCGUGUCGAAGUCGAGGGAUCUGGUGUUAAAAUUUUCCCUCAAUACCUCUCCGAGAGCACAGUUGCCUACUUCGCCAAAGGUGCUGGUAAAGAAGGUCUCCACACAAGCAGUGGUGGAUUUGUGAACACCUCGAGCGUUACUAUUCGGUCCCCUGCUUGGUCUGCUGAUGGCAAGAAGGUCGUCUACGAGAAGACCACCUGGUCUGUUCGUCCAAUGGACAAGAAGCUUUACAGCUGGGACACUGAGUGGGAGUACCGCUUCACCGAUGUCUUCCCUCAACUGUCCAACACAAACAUGAUUGCCAUGACUGAAAAGCAGCUGGGCAACUCCUCCAUCGUCUCGCUGAAUGCCAACGGUACCGACGAACACCUCGUCUACAACGAUAUGACCUCCGACUUCCUAGAUGCAUCCUCAAUUGCCAUGGGCACAGCAGGUGCCUUCAACCCUGCGUGGUCCCCCGACGGCAACUGGCUCACCUUCGGCGUUGGCUUCUGGUUCCAAGGUCGAGCCACCGGUGGAGGCUGGUUGGUUCGCGCCACCGCAAAUGGUACAUACUCAGAAGUAUUGCUAGACAGCCAAACAACCCUAGAGAGCAACAAUAGCGUCAUCAACCACGGAUUCCCCAGCUUCUCUCACGAUGGCAAGAAGAUCGUUUACCGCAUUUGGGGAACAAACUCGACCUUGGGCGACAAGUCCCAGCUCGGUCUCCGCCUGCUUGAUCUCGAAACCGGCAAGGUCUCCGUCCUUACCACAGAGUGGGAUAAUCUACCAUUCUUCUCCCCAGACGGCAAGAGAAUCGUCUUCACCCGCAAGACUAGCUCUUACAACUACGAUAUCUGCACCAUGGCAUCCGAUGGCUCAGAUAUCAAGGUUCUGACCAGCAGUGGUGCUAACGAUGCCCACGCUGUUUGGACUUGGGAUGGUCGCAUUGCCUACUCUACUGGCAUGUUUGGCUUCCAGUAUGAGUGUGCGCUCUACGAUCAGACUUUCCAGCCUUACGGUCAGGUUGUUGUCAUGGAUGCUGAUGGGUCGAAUAAGCGUGUGCUUACCGAUUCUAUUUGGGAGGAUUCUAUGCCGAUGUAUGUGCCCAAUGAUAAGCUCCAUGGGUUUCAAAAGACGGCUAGACGGGAUCCUGGUGAUCGGUUCUGA
Molecule: messenger RNA, 2049 nt
Organism: Penicillium antarcticum
Lineage: Eukaryota; Fungi; Ascomycota; Eurotiomycetes; Eurotiales; Aspergillaceae
Product: TolB family protein
Exons: 1
Coding region: 1-2049 (682 amino acids)
Source: RefSeq, a predicted model, not a curated record